This is a messenger RNA of Bradysia coprophila, 886 nucleotides long. RefSeq names its product Cuticular protein 49Ab (gene Cpr49Ab). Lineage: Eukaryota; Metazoa; Arthropoda; Insecta; Diptera; Sciaridae. The record is from RefSeq and is a predicted model, not a curated record. Gene Ontology annotation, cellular component: chitin-based extracellular matrix. Gene Ontology annotation, molecular function: structural constituent of chitin-based larval cuticle.
UAUCGUAAGUUCAUUAGAUUUAAAAUUGGAAAUAUUCUCAUCCAUACACAAUGAAAUUGUUGGUGGCUUUGCUUUAUCUAAAUUGUGGCAUAUUUCUUGCGAGUGCACAGAAUGAUGGAAGAUAUAGACCAAUCAACAGUUUCGUUACUCAGAAGCCAGUUGUAAUAAGUGAUGGACGUUAUCGACCCAGUAAUGAUGGAAGGUAUAAUCCAGCCAAUGAUGGUAAAUAUCGUCCCAGUAACGAUGGUAAGUAUGUUCAUAUAGGAGAUAAAGACAGAGGACAGUAUACGGGAGGCGGUGGAGAAUACACUGGUGGAGGUGGCGAAUAUACAGGAGGUGGAGGCGCUUAUGAUGGAGGAUUUGGAAAGUACAGCGGAGGAAGUGGACAAACUAAUGCAGGAGCAAAUACUGGAAUUGGUUCAAGAGUUGGUUUAGAGAAAUAUUCAACUACAGUGAAACCUAUUCCAAACGUGAAUGCAAUUGGUAGCAAUGGGUGGAGAAUUAUUCGAGAUGAAAGAACAGAAGACACCGACGGAUACCAUUACCUAUAUGAAACCGAAAAUGGUAUAUUAGCUGAAGAAUCGGGUCGAAUUGAGAAUUUGGCACCGAACGAGGAUGGUUUGAGAUCGAAAGGAUUUUAUCAAUACACGGGUGAUGAUGGUGUACUGUAUCGAGUUGAUUACGUUGCUGAUAAUAACGGAUUUGUCCCUCAGGGCGAUCAUAUACCCAAAACGCCACCAGCCAUUCAGAAAUUGUUGGACUACUUAGCGUCACAGUCACAGUCGUAAAGUGUUUUAUUUAAUCAUUUUGACUUGUAAUUAAAAACUAAAACUUUAAUGUUCUAAAUAAUUAAAUUCGUUUAUCUCUGUUUCUGUAUGUUGCAAUU